Peromyscus californicus insignis is the source of this 1585-nucleotide messenger RNA. Its product is annotated as cytochrome c oxidase subunit 7B, mitochondrial. Gene Ontology annotation, biological process: mitochondrial electron transport, cytochrome c to oxygen. Bases 91 to 333 code for a protein of 80 amino acids. Lineage: Eukaryota; Metazoa; Chordata; Mammalia; Rodentia; Cricetidae. The record is from RefSeq and is a predicted model, not a curated record. The transcript has 2 exons.
GAUUCCUUUCUCCUAAUUUUGAAGCCACAAUCCAGAUCUCUGGAAAUAGCCCCACUGCUGCAAUCAGAAGUAAUAGUUUCACACGUCGGGAUGUUUCCCUUGGCCCGAUACACACUAAACCGUCUCAAGACUCAAAGCAUUCGACAAGUUGUGGCAAGACAGGGCCACCAAAAGCCCUCAUCGGAUUUUCAUGACAAAUAUGGCAAUAUGAUGCUAAUUAGUGGAUUCACUUUCUGUUUUCUUGGAUAUGUGAUUUAUAUCACACAGAUGGGGGUAGAAUGGAACCUGUCUCCUGUUGGCAGAGUUACCCCAAAAGAGUGGAAGGAUAAGUAAUUGUCUCAGAUACCAUAAUGCAGAAUUGUCCCAAAACAAACUUGUCAUGGAAAUGUUCUGUUAAUUUAAUAUAGCAUAACAAAAGAAAUAAAAUUCAUUUAAAAGUACUAACAAGUCAUAAAAAACUAUCAUUUAGUUACUGGAAGUAAUUCACUAGCAGUGGAUAUAGAUACUGGGGAGUGUGGAUACCAUAUAUUUGAAAAGUAAAAUUUUAGAAGCACAAGUUCUUCUGAUUUACUGACUUAUUCUAGGUACCUGUCUUCAGUAGGCAUUCAUAAAUACAUACCUUAGAAAUUAAUUUAGUUGAAUCCAGAUAAUAUUCUUUUGUCAGAAGCUGGCCAGUUUCACCUGUCCUUCCUCAUUCCCACCCUGGUCUGUACCACCAUACUUUCACUGGCAUUAAUAUCAAAACUUUCUCGUUAGUCUCCUUGCUUUUCAGCUCAUCACCCUGACCCCUCCCUCACCAUGAUGCAUUUUUCAGUUCAGCACGCAGGAUCAUCUUAAAACUGUCAGGAUGUCACUCUCAUCUUGUAAAGCCAGGAACUCAUUUGUCUCUGAAGUCCAAGCUCUUAUGUAGGAAAAGUGGCUGUGGAUGCUGCCCUGGCAUUUUACGACCUGCAUCUAGAUGCUUUUGUUUCUUUCUUGUGCAUGGGAUGCACUUUCGAUGCUGUAUGAAUCACUUCCUCAUAACUUCAUGGUUUUGCCCCCAUGUGUAGCACGAAUCUUAAAAGGUCUUAUUAAUAGAAACAAACCUGGAGCCAGGUAUUGGGGUGAAUGCUGGAAGAUCAGAGAAGCAGAACAAGCCACAGCCACCUCACCUUGCCAGUUCCUCAGCUGAUCCUGUUUCCACAGACUGGAUGCCUCUUGAGUCCUCAUCCAGAAUGAAUCUCAGCUGAACUGUUCGUUGCUCAAAAGCCUAAAAGCUUAACCAGGCUCUAGUUCCUGGUCCUCACGCCUUAUCUACCUUUCUGCUUUCUGCCAUCACUUCCUGGGAUUAAAGGCGUGAGUCAUCAUGCCUGGCUGUUUCCAGUGUGGCUUUGAACUCUCAGAGAUCUGGAUGGAUCUCUGCCUUUGCAAUGCUAGAAUUAAAGACGUGAGUGCCACCGUUUUCUGGCCUCUAUCUAGUGGCUGUUCUGUUCUCUGACCCCUGAUAAGUUUAUUAGGGUGCAUAAUAUAUUGGGGAGCACAGUAUCACCACACAUAUGUCAUGUUUUCAGAGUGGAUCUGUUAAAUACUGCUACCUCACCACGUG